Messenger RNA from Gossypium raimondii (Peruvian cotton), 786 nucleotides. RefSeq lists its product as uncharacterized. The record is from RefSeq and is a predicted model, not a curated record. The transcript has a single exon. Lineage: Eukaryota; Viridiplantae; Streptophyta; Magnoliopsida; Malvales; Malvaceae. Gene Ontology annotation, molecular function: RNA-DNA hybrid ribonuclease activity; nucleic acid binding. Bases 1 to 786 code for a protein of 261 amino acids.
AUGAGCUUUGGUGGUGCAUCGAAUGCAUUGGGGCAUGGGAUCGGAGUAGUCUUAGUGUCACCGAAAGGGGAUCAUUACCCGCUCACUGCUAGAUUGAAUUUCUUCUGUACCAAUAAUAUAGCGGAAUAUGAAGCUUGCAUCAUGGGACUUCGUGCAGCUAUCGAGAGGAAAAUCAAAAUCCUAGAGGUACGCGGGGACUCGGCAUUAGUCAUUUUCCAAAUCCGUGGAGAUUGGGAAGUGAGGGAUUCGAAAUUAGUCAAGUAUCGCGAUCUCGUUGCAGAGCUGAUCAAGGAGUUCUAUGAAGUGACUUUUAACUACUUUUCACGAGAAGAGAACCAAUUGGCUGAUGCUUUGGCCACCUUGGCUUCAAUGUUCAAAGCAAACAGAGAAACUGAAAUAAUGCCUAUCCAAAUGAGCAUAUAUGAGACCCCCGCACACUGUUUUAGCAUUGAGGAGGAGUCAGAUGGACGACCAUGGUUUCAUGAUAUCUUGGAGUAUAUCAAGAAUCAAAAGUACCCCGAGCAAGCAAACGAGAAUGACAAAAGAACUCUCAGGAGAAUAGCAAUUGGAUUUGUUCUUAAUGGGGUCAUCCUAUACAAAAUAGGGAAAGAUCAAGUGCUCCUAAGGUGUGUAGAUGCUGUUGAUGCUAGAAAGAUACUUGAAGAGGUUCAUGAAGGAAUUUGUGGAACGCAUGCUAGUGGUUUCACUAUGGCCAGACAGAUUAUGAGACUUGGUUAUUUUUGGCUGACGAUAGAAACAGAUUGCAUUGGCUACGCACGAAAGUGA